AUGACAUCAACCAUACAACAAACUUAUUUAUUUCUAGAAAAAAUAUUACCAAUUAUCAAAAAUGAAAUUGGAAAUGUAGAUAAAGAAAUUACACUUCAAAAAGAAAAAAUUGAUAAUAUAUCAAAAUUAUUAAAAGAACUAACAUCAAAUAUAGUUGAAUUGGAAGAACAAGAGCAGCAAUUUCAAAAUAACUUAAAUCAAUACUCUGAACAAAAGGCACAAGAUGAAUCAACUUUAAAGGAUCUCCAAGAUGAAAUUGAUAAAAGUAGUAAAGAAGCUGCAAGACUUCAAGCUGAAAUUGAUAAAUAUCAAAAGAUGUUGGAUGAAAUGGCAGAGCUUGACCCAUUGGCUGCAGAAAUAACAAGUUUAGUCGAAAAGAUCAAAGGUGAUUUCGACCAGGUAACAAAUAAAAUUAAUGCAUUAAAUGAAAAUAUUAAAACUUUAAAUGCCUCAUUAGAAAAAACUCAAGCAGAUGAAGAUGCAUUAAAUCAAAAAAUUGAGGUAGCCACUGCACAUAAGAUCCAACUACUCAACCUUCAAGAUGAAAAAAAUCAAAAUAUUAAACAAUUGGGUGUAGAUAGAACUAAUGCUGAAAACUAUAGACUUGAUUUAAUGAAUCUUAGGGAUAAAUUAGAAGAUAUUUCAAAAAGUAUAGAGCUAGGAAAAGAAUUUAAAGAUGAUUCUUUGGUUUCAAAAGAAGAAAUCGAAAAGGAAAUAAAAGCUCUAUACAUAAAACAUAAUAGAAAUGUACCAAAUGGUUUAUUGAAUUAA
Messenger RNA from Dictyostelium purpureum, 771 nucleotides. RefSeq lists its product as uncharacterized. The transcript has a single exon. NCBI's taxonomy places the organism in Eukaryota, Evosea, Eumycetozoa, Dictyosteliales, Dictyosteliaceae. The record is from RefSeq and is a predicted model, not a curated record. The coding region runs from base 1 to 771 and encodes 256 amino acids.